Magnolia sinica is the source of this 762-nucleotide messenger RNA. RefSeq lists its product as uncharacterized. The transcript has a single exon. NCBI's taxonomy places the organism in Eukaryota, Viridiplantae, Streptophyta, Magnoliopsida, Magnoliales, Magnoliaceae. Bases 1 to 762 code for a protein of 253 amino acids. The record is from RefSeq and is a predicted model, not a curated record.
AUGGAGGCCAUUUGGGCGACAUCCAGGGAUAGGGAUACCAGGAGUUCUGAUGUGUUUGAACGAUUCAUGCAACUCCGUCUGCCGACUUUUGGGGGAGCACCCGACCCGGUCCAAGCCGAACACUUGCUGGCAAAAAUCGCCAAGAUGAUGGGGCCUUUAGAGUGUACUGACUCUCAGAGGGUCACCUUAGCCGUAUACCUACUCGAGGGAGAGGCCGAGAACUGGUGGAGCAGCAUACAGAGAGGGGUGCCAGUUGGUUAUGCAUGGACUUGGGCAGGCUUCAGGACAAAGUUCCUGGAGAAGUAUUUUCCACGUUCAUGCUGGAGCGCGAAGAUCGCACAGUUCUUGAAGUUGGAACAGGGAAAUACGACGGUCGCCCAGUACGAGGCGAAGUUUGAUAAACUAUCACGAUACAUACCAAAGGCCCUAGAGGAUGAGGAGUAUAAACUGGAGAAGUUUAAGGAAGGACUAAAGCCAGGGAUACAAUCCCGCCUAUGCACCUGGGAUUUCGGGGACUUCCCGGAAUUGGUAGAUAAAGCAAUGAGGGUGGAAAAAGACUUUGAACGCACCGUCCGCUCCCGCUCACCUACUCGGGAUGCCCCGUUCCGACUGAGACAGCCCCCUCCUGCCCCGCCUCUCCCUAUAGGGAGACCCAGGCCACUGUCCACACGAGCAUUGCCUUUGCCCCCUGGUGGAGGCUGCAGUUACUGUAAAAAGAACAACCACAGCACCCCGAAUUGUUUUCGGAGGAUGAGGGAUUAG